This is a messenger RNA of Elephantulus edwardii (Cape elephant shrew), 729 nucleotides long. It is a transcript of the gene CTHRC1, whose product is annotated as collagen triple helix repeat containing 1. The transcript has 4 exons. NCBI's taxonomy places the organism in Eukaryota, Metazoa, Chordata, Mammalia, Macroscelidea, Macroscelididae. Bases 1 to 729 code for a protein of 242 amino acids. The record is from RefSeq and is a predicted model, not a curated record.
AUGCGCCCCCCGCGCGCCGCCGCCUCCCCGGUGCCUCUGAGCCUCCUGCUGUUUCUGCUUCUGCCGCUGCUGCCGACGCCGUCGGGCAGCCCUGAGCCCCCCAAGGUCAAGAAGGCGCAGAUCCGGCAGAGGGAGGUGGUGGACCUGUAUAAUGGAAUGUGCUUGCAAGGACCUGCAGGGGUGCCUGGGCGAGAUGGGAACCCGGGGGCCAAUGGCAUUCCUGGCACUCCUGGGAUUCCUGGACGAGAUGGACUCAAAGGGGAAAAGGGAGAAUGCCUGAGGGAGACCUUUGAGGAGUCCUGGACACCCAACUACAAGCAGUGUUCUUGGAAUUCACUGAAUUAUGGCAUAGAUCUUGGAAAAAUUGCAGAAUGCACGUUUACAAAGAUGCGCUCGAACAGUGCUCUCAGAGUUUUAUUUAGUGGCUCGCUUCGGCUAAAAUGCAGGAACGCGUGCUGCCAGCGCUGGUACUUCACCUUCAAUGGAGCCGAGUGUUCAGGACCUCUUCCCAUUGAAGCCAUCAUUUAUUUGGACCAAGGAAGCCCGGAACUGAAUUCAACAAUUAAUAUUCAUCGUACCUCUUCUGUGGAAGGACUUUGCGAAGGCAUUGGUGCUGGAUUAGUGGAUGUUGCUAUUUGGGUUGGUACAUGUUCCGAUUACCCAAAAGGAGAUGCCUCUACUGGAUGGAAUUCAGUGUCUCGUAUUAUUAUCGAAGAACUGCCAAAAUAA